This is a messenger RNA of Prionailurus viverrinus (fishing cat), 699 nucleotides long. RefSeq names its product homeobox protein NANOG-like. NCBI's taxonomy places the organism in Eukaryota, Metazoa, Chordata, Mammalia, Carnivora, Felidae. Gene Ontology annotation, biological process: regulation of transcription by RNA polymerase II. The transcript has a single exon. Gene Ontology annotation, molecular function: DNA-binding transcription factor activity, RNA polymerase II-specific; RNA polymerase II cis-regulatory region sequence-specific DNA binding. The record is from RefSeq and is a predicted model, not a curated record. Bases 1 to 699 code for a protein of 232 amino acids.
AUGUCAUCCGCUGAGACCCCCCACAUGGAGACCGUCUCUCCUCUUCCUUCCUGCAUGGAUCUACUUGUUCAGGGCAGCCCCGAUUCUUCCACCAGCCCCAGAGUAAAAGUGCUGCCCACUUCUGCAGAGGAGAUCACCGCGAAGAAGGACAAUCCAGCUCAGGGCAAGAAACAGAAGAUCAGAACCGUCUUCUCUCAGACCCAGCUAUAUGUACUCAAUGAUAGAUUUCAGAGACAGAAAUACCUCAGUCUCCAGCAGAUGCAAGAACUUUCCAACAUUCUGAACCUUAGCUAUAAGCAGGUUAAGACCUGGUUCCAGAACCAGAGAAUGAAAUGUAAGAGGUGGCAAAAAAACAACUGGCCAAAGAAUAACAACACUGUGUCUCAGGGAUACCUGAUGAACACUUCCGGAAACCUUCCAAUAUGGGGCAACCAGACCUGGAACAGCCAGUCGUGGGGCAACCAGACCUGGAACAGCCAGUCGUGGAGCAACCAGACCUGGAACAGUCAGUCGUGGAGCAACCAGACCUGGAACAGUCAGACCUGGUGCCCCCAAGCCUGGAAUGGCCAGGGCUGGAACAGUCAGCUGCACGACUGUGGAGAGGAAUCCCUGCAGCCCCAGAUACAGUUACAGCAAAAUUCUGUCAGCGAUUUGCAGUCCAUCUUAGAAACGACUGGGGAAAGCCACAGUGUAAUAUAG